Molecule: messenger RNA, 777 nt
Organism: Acaulospora colombiana
Lineage: Eukaryota; Fungi; Glomeromycota; Glomeromycetes; Diversisporales; Acaulosporaceae
Source: the annotation of a GenBank genome assembly
AGGCAACUCAACGGUAGCAUAGAACUAUUUGACUCUGAGCUCGAACGCUCCACCGUAGCUUUGAUUAUGGAGAAUCAAGGUCUUCAGCAAGAGAAUAAGCAACUAACUACACUCAUGACGGAAUAUGAAUCAACGCUGGAGACGCAAAUAGUGGCCGACAAACAGUCAGCGCUGCGGGUGCAUUACGAACAUGUAUUAGCGACAGGGGAGGGUCAAUCCUCAACACAGACCUACAACCUAUUUACAUUGCAACAGUCUAUGGAGAGACUGAGAAGGCUACUGGAGCUAGCCAUCAAGAAUGAAUCGGGGCAAGGAGAGGAUGCAGAUCUAGCACAACCAAAUCCUUCCCAGGCAGUGAUCAAGAAUACAGAAGAGGGAGAUAGUGCUGGUCAAGAGCAAACCCAAGACACUUUGGACGCCGCUCUUGAAGGACUGACUGACGGUGUUGACUGGGCGAUGGAAAGAGAGGCCGAGAUUGCACGGCUGACCGAAGAAAAUCAAAGAAUCCGCAAAGAACUCGGUAUAUUGGAAGAUAUAGAUGAUAAUAAGUCAGACCGAAGUUCUUCGCCACUAUGGAGUCAGAUGCACAGCAGAUCAUCAUCCGCACCCUUUGGGUCUGGGUUCACAACAAUGCCACAAAUGCCUUCCCCUCAACCCUCACCUCUCGUACCGAAUCCUUUCUCACCCGCCUAUCCAGGUGCUCAGGGAUAUAAUCCACCCGCACCUCCAGCACGAGAACGUUUAGAUCUUGCUGGAGGGCAGCCACCAUUACUUUGA